Paramecium octaurelia is the source of this 1245-nucleotide messenger RNA. NCBI's taxonomy places the organism in Eukaryota, Ciliophora, Oligohymenophorea, Peniculida, Parameciidae. The record is from the annotation of a GenBank genome assembly.
AUGUAAUUUUCAGCAGAUCCACAAUAUUUUGAAAUGUCCAAAUAUCCCAAUAACUUGGGCUAAUAAACUGUAAAUCCAGUGAUGAAUCCUAUUGUUCCUUAAGCUAAUCUGUCUACUCAGCCCAAUAUUUCAAGUGGGAAUGAUCCUUCUAGUCCAGAAUAGACUAGACAAGCAUUCCUCUUUAAAUAUUACGUAAAACAAAUUAUACAACUUGCUGGGAUCGCCUUAAUCUAUGGAAUCAAUUAAAUUAAUGCUUUGUCCUCAAUAUAUUUAACUGAAGUAAAUAGAGAAUGGUGGGGAUCAAAAUAUACAUAUGAGAGUUAAAGGGAAUCCUUUCCUACACGAAGGGAGUUUGAAAAUUGGAUGGAAGAAAGAAGAAGAGAAUACAUGGACUAUAAGUUCAAUUGGGUUUACUACUUUAUAUUGGCUCUUACCAUAUUCUUCUCUCUAUUCCUUGUCUUUACUAGAAAUUCUAAGUCUUCUGUAUACAUUCUAUCUUAUUAAUAGGUUCGGAAUUAAAAUACAUUCUUCACGAUUCAAACAGUCUUAUUAGGAAUUGUGUUUGGAGGAUUGUCUAGUGUCCAUUAGUAAAACUGGCAAUACCAUAAUACAGUAUUAUUCAUUCUCUUGACAUUGUUUGGAUUAAUGGCCAAUGGUAUUUUUAAUUUAGUAUUGAUCAAACUUAAUAAAUUGUAAAUUUAUGGAAAAUUGCCCAAAACUUUUACUUAUCUAUUUUUUGGAUUGAACUUUUUGAUGGGAUUCAGAGAAUAUGAAAUGGUUGAAGCUUUACCAAUAGUCGAAUUUAUUGUGAUCUACUGCUUUUUUUAUUUUGAUCAAUUAAAUAAAUCCCUUUUAGUGUAACCCUCAGAACUCCCACCAACAACAAAUAUCGUUGAUCUCCUUAGAAAUAUUAAAAUUGAAUUGAAUGAAAAUCAAGUUUAGUCUAAUUAGAAUUUUAUAGUGAUAAAUAAGAAAGUAUUGACAAUUGUUUCUAUUGGGCUUGGGCUCAUUCUUCUGGAAUUGCUGGGCUUCUUGUUAGGCACCUUUAUAUUCAUAGUAAUUUCAAUUUUAUCCGUGCUUACAGCGCUUAGUUUUGCUGUUCCUACAUAAGUUGCUCAAUAAGUAUUUAACUUUAAUAUAUUUUUAAAGACUUUGACAAUAGAAGAUUCAAGCAUUGCCGUUAUGAUGACUUAUUUAGAUAUCUUGUGUCCAAUCCAAAAUCUAAUAAGAAAGAUUAAAAUAUGA